This is a messenger RNA of Dioscorea cayenensis subsp. rotundata (Guinea yam), 928 nucleotides long. Its product is annotated as putative glycine-rich cell wall structural protein 1. The transcript has a single exon. The record is from RefSeq and is a predicted model, not a curated record. Bases 141 to 734 code for a protein of 197 amino acids. Lineage: Eukaryota; Viridiplantae; Streptophyta; Magnoliopsida; Dioscoreales; Dioscoreaceae.
GAUGAGAACCCAAAUUAACUCUAAACUGUGAAUAAGCCAAAGUCUCAUGCAAACAAACCCUAUAAAUACCCUUCCAUCCACUCUACAACUCCACAUCCCUUGCUUCUACUUCUACUCUUACUACUACUAGUAUAGCCACAAUGGCUAAAAACACAAAGCUUGUGGUUCUUGGCUUCAUACUUCUCCUAGCCAUAGGUCUAUCCUCUGCAGCGAGGACCUUGAGUGAGGGUUACACGUCCGGUGGAGGUGGAGGUGGAGGAGGUGAAGGUGGAGGAGGAGGUGGAGGUGAAGGUGGUGGUGGAUCUGGCUAUGGAUCUGGGUCUGGAUAUGGGUCUGGGGGUGGUGAAGGUGGAGGAGGAUAUGGGAAAGGAGGUGGUGGUGGAGGUGGAGGUGGACAAGGUGGUGGCGGUGGAUCAGGAUCAGGCUCAGGAUCUGGAUAUGGGUCUGGAUCAGGAUCCGGAUAUGGAUCCGGUGGUGGGGGUGGUAAAGGUGGUGGUGGUGGUGGUGGUUCUGGUGGAGGUGGUGGUGGUGGUUCUGGCGGAGGACAUGGUGGUGGAAGUGGAUAUGGGUCUGGGUCUGGUUAUGGACAAGGAGGUGGAGGAGGGCAUGGAGGUGGAGGUGGAGGUGGAGGAGGACAUGGUGGUGGAGGUGGUGGAGGAAGAGGAUCUGGUUCAGGAUCUGGGUAUGGUGAGGGUGGGGGAUAUGGGAGUGGAGGUGGACAUGGACAUCUUUAGAGAAAGCAUGAGUAGAUCCAUCACUUCAUGGAUGAGAAAAAGCACUAGGAUGAACAGCUCCAUGGAUUGAUAAGUUAAGCAGUAGUGCAUGGUUUGUGUGAUAUAUAUAUAUCAUCAUAAGAUCAAAGUAUCAUCAUGUAGCAUGAGAUUAUGUUUAUGUAAUAUAAGAAAUAAAACUACUGCUUUUAGUUAUA